AUGCCGCCCAAGCAGGAUGACGGCCAGGGGCAAGGGUCGCCCGGCGGCAGCCUGUGCUUGUGGAUGGUGACGGUGCUGCUGCUCCUCUCCCUGCUCGCCGGCGGCGGGUGCCUCGCGGGCUACAUCCUGCUGCCGCCGCACGAGGCGCCGGCGUGGCUCCCCGCCGUCGGCCUGGCGCUCGUCGCGCUCCCCUGGGCGUUCUGGAUCCUCACGUGCGCGUACCGGUGCGUCGCUGCCCAGGUCGCCGAGCGCAGGAUGAUGGCCGUCGCGCCGGUGGCCUCCGGCAGCAUGUGCUCGCGCUCCGGCUCAUGAGCAGUAAGCUUGUUAUUAGGAUCACUGAAGAUGCAAACGAUGUGAGGCGACAGAGAGAUUAAAUUUCGUCAGCUCAGUCUACAAAUUUGAUGAAAACUGGAGGAUGCCAAGAAUCUGGAAAUUAUUGGAGAUGAAGAACUGUAAGGCCC
Molecule: messenger RNA, 461 nt
Organism: Panicum hallii
Lineage: Eukaryota; Viridiplantae; Streptophyta; Magnoliopsida; Poales; Poaceae
Exons: 2
Coding region: 1-312 (103 amino acids)
Source: RefSeq, a predicted model, not a curated record